GCACGGUGCUGUUGUGAGCACGCUUCAGUCGGCGAAAUCCAUUGGUAGGCUUCGAACCAUUCGCAGCCCUCUGCUGCCGACUAGUCGGUUGCCAAACAUUGUACCUGGUAGACGAAAUCCGUUUUCGCUCUGCAGAAACCACAACAGAAUUGGCGGUUUUCUGUUUUGCGCUCGCGAUUGAUUUUGGCGCGUAAUCGCCUUAGGCGAAACACGCGGUUAGUGGAGAACCUUACAAAAAAAAACUACAAUCGUUGUGAUGCUUCAUCUUUCCAGUUUUGUUAGGAUUAGGUCCGAUUCGAUGUUUCGUAUGGAUUUCAGUGAAAAAUAUCAGUACGUAUUGCAAAGUUCCAUCUGAGGGAUUGGAAACGGUGAUGAUGGAGUGAAUCGGGCGGGAAAAUUGAAAGCCACAAGAAACGUUGACCACAGCUCAGAUUCCCUCUCGCCAGGGACCACCAACCGUUUAGGUGGCGGUGGGUGGAGGUGAAAAUCGUUUUGGCGCUUGAACAAAACAAAAAGGAAAACGAGAAACUCAUAGCCAUUUGGUUAUGCGGUGGCUAUGCAAUAAUGUGCAUAGUGAACGUGAAAUGGAUUUGGUUAUGCUCCACUAAGAUCUAAUGGCAGUCGAGGCGGCAUAAACCUCGAAGAGAGUGAAUGGGAGAAAAAUAUUGGAUAGUGAUAUACUAGUGAGAUAUUAAUUAUGCCAACAAUUGGAGUGUGAGCGCCCCACAGCUAGUCGAAGACUAGAAGGUAAACGAUCAAUGCCAGAAAAAUAGAAGCCGAGUCUGAAGAAAGUGAAUUGGUAUAUAGAAACAGCCUUCACAGUGGCCCUGUGGGUAAUCAAGUGAAUCCGAGGACUCUACCGGUGAGGUGCAGUGAAAAGAGAAAUAAAAGUGCACGCUAUGCUAAAAAUGCAAUUUCACUACAAUUUCAAGUGAGGUGCGCGAAGAAGGAUCUCGUUGUUACUGUUGUUGAUAUUUCCAAGGGCGGUGAAAAUUUGUUUUGAUAUUUUUUCUGCUAGUGCUCGCUUUUUAACUCGAUUACUGGCGUCCACCGGAGCGAAACGAAAAUGAAAAUGAUCAAAGGCACCACAACGACGAUGAUGACUACGAGACUGGCCUUUCUAGUGACGCUUUUUGCGCUGACAACGGCCGUAGUGAUAGUGAAAUCUGAUAUAGUGCAAGAACAUGGUCCGGCGUUGCUGUCCUCAGCCGGGGAGGCGACAGCUGAUGAUGCUUUGGCAGGAGAUACGGAUGCUUCGGCACCUAAGCUGACCAUACAAAAGGAGGACCAUAUAAUUGGGCGUGCGGAUGGUUUUGCAGCCGAUGAUUCUCGACCAGUACAGACGUAUCCACUAACUACAAAUACAUCGAAUAAUCUUCCAUCGCAACCUCCACCCAAGAUUGAAGAAGAACCUGUUUCCGCAGCUCCCACUGACGUCUACGAAGGACGAAAACGGCGACGGUUAGGUAGAAAGCGAAAGCGAAGACCACUACAUGAUGAUUAUUGGCAGAGUGGGCAAGGACCGCGAGAUGAACCCGAAACAGAACAAAACUACCGAGAUCCAGAACCGGAACGUAAGAGAUUUUACUCACGCUGGGAACGGCAACGCCCUGCCGAUAGGUGGGCCAAUCCUUACACGGAUGCCGUUGACCCUCAUUCCACGUUCAGCAGCGAUCCACCCUCAAACCGAAGGCCAUUCGAACCGCACAGCAACCGAGGCAAUCGAGACAAUUUUCAACCUAUUGACACCAAUAGGCAAAGAAGACUUCCCAGACCGGAGGAGCACCAGACUCCCGGUUCCGGUUAUAAAGCCUACCGAAAACCGUACUCCCAGGCCAAGCGAAACGAAGAAGAAGGUGGAUCGUCCGACGAACAAGGAAAAACUGGCACUGCUGACUUGAAGGCUCUACUCAAACAAUCCGGAGGAUUAAGUCUAAGUGAAAUCCUUCAACAGCGAAACAUUUCACUGCAAGAUCUGAUCAAGGGUAAGCAAAUGGCGUUGGACGCAUUAACACAAAGUCCUUUAGAUAUCACUACGGUUACAGAGCAAGAUAACGAAGCCACUUCCAUGCUACCUACACUAUCUAGCGUAAGAUUCCGAAUACAAGACGAAUCUACUCCACGAACUGACUUUCAGGAAAUUAAAUCAAUAAAGCGUAUUCCGGUAUUCUCACCCUCGGCAGCCUCUGUCAUAGUGACGGAAGAGCCAACAACCACAACGGCAACAACUACUACUACAACCACGACAGAGCUACCGCCAACGGCGCAAGAUGAAAUCAACUCUGUUGAAGACAUCAUAACACUCGACAACUCGGGAGGCACGCAGAACGACAACGUUGGCAUCUUUCCAACCGUCGAAAUCAAACAGUUAGCUCUUAAUCCGGUUCUACCUACCGUCAAAGAAGAACGUCUUCGUCCUAUCAAAGGAGUUGCUUCUAGAAUACGCCCAGACUUAAGUAAUUCCAACAUCCGCACUGAAGAACUUUUUUCACCCACCAAAAAGCGGUUGGAAUCUCUCAGACCGUACGCCACAGCCGAACCCUGGCACUCAUCCACAUCUUCGUCUACCACAACAACUACUACGACCACUUCCAGUCCAAGUCCUACAGCUCGCGAAAAGUGGACUCCUUCAGUGGCCAUUCAAGAAAAAUACCUCCAGAAACUCCAGCAAUCCAAAACUCGUCAACGACCCGCGUCCACCGCUUCGGCAGAUCCCACUCCAGAACAACAUGCCGAAGAAAUUCUCUCUGAAGUGGAACCAUCCCCGGUCCGAACAACUUCCGAACGCACUCUCAUGCGAAUACCAAUCAGUCGCAACCGCCCAUUCAUAAAACUCAAAGUCAGAACUUCUACUGCAGCACCAUCGCAUCAACCAGAAUCAACAGAAAACCAUUACCUGGCAGACGUAGAGUUCCACGACGAAUCCGAAAACGUCACCAAACUACUCGAAAGCGAAGAACCAGAGCUCAACAUCAUCGAAAAAUUCACCUCUCCUGAAGACUCGAAAAGCGCACCCAUUCCCCAAUCAAGCUCCUCCUCCGAACCGUCUACUACCGAACUCAGUGAAGAUGAACUCAUCGAGCGAAUCAACCACAACACACAGCGAUCCUUCACCGACAGUCUGGAGGAAUACUUCCGUGAUGUCACCGAAAGCAACCCGUCGCUCUUCAACGACCUCGGCCCAAUUGCUCUGUCCGACGAUCGCAAAGAAAUCCUCGAACUGAUGGAAGACCGACGCAUAGGUGCCCGUCUUGCGAAGGUACUUUCCCAGAGGAACAUGACGCUGGACGAGCUGUUAGAGCACCGCAAGCGUGGUUCCAGCCAGCUGCAUCUCUCCGAAAUGAUCAACGGCAAAGUCAGACCAAUCGAAGACAAGAUGGACAUCGUCACGGCAUUCGAGCACUUCCCACGGUUCAGCCUGGGCAACCUGCGCAGCAUACAGCCGGACGACAUCAAGCUCGACUCGCAGGGCUUCAGCUACUUCACGUCCAUCAUUAGUAUGCGCCCGACGGAUGAAACGCACAAAGAAGGAAGAUCAAUGCAACACCGGGGCGAUCAUAAGUUUAUGGACUGGAAGCAGCAGCCGCACCAGCAGCACCCGACAAAUCACAAAAUGGACGGGAUUCAUUUUUUAGGUAACGGCGGAUCGAAGGGUGGGCUGAUUGUCCCUUCGCGUAUGUCCGCCGAUGCCGAGUUCGACAGCAGCCACGAUCAGCCCAGUAGUAGCGACCUGCUCGAUCUGGAACUGACCGGUCACGGAUUUAAUCACCGGCACACGGUUACAAUCGAGAGCACCUCGAUGCCACUGGGCGUCAAGUCGGCAAUCAUAGCUAGCGCGUGCAUUGUCGGAAUAUCGCUGGCCGUCUUUGCGGUGAUCUUCGUCGUAUGUCGGUGGCGCCAGCGGCGGAGAAACAAGCUCAACUAUACGGAGAACUUCAACAUGGCCAAAGGCCGGCUGCCGAUGAUGCACACCGAAAGUUUGAAGAACGAUCAGAUGCAGGUGUACACGACCCAGCAAUCGCAGCAUCAGCAGCUUCCACAACAGCAGCAGCAGCAACAGCAGCAACAUCAACAGUAUUCGCAUCAUCAGCGGCAACGGAAGGACAGUAAGGUCAACACGAUGAACCCCAACUCGCAGGAGGUGCAGGACUACCUAUGGGACACGAUGCGCAAACCGUUCCAGUGAAGGUGUAUGUGUUUUGGCGGAAGAUAUUUUAAAGCCAUAUGUACCGCUCCGAGGAAUAAAUGAGAAUUAAGGACAACACUCGUCAAAAUAGCAUCGAGACUUUAGUAGACCGAGAGAUUUAUUCGAAGCCAGAUUCUUCUCGACCAAAUUAAUGUUUACGCGGAAAAACAAAAUACAAAUUUAGCAAUAUGUAACUAUUUUCCCUGUUUCCUUCUUCUAGCAACUAUUUAACUUCAUCAUUACUGCGAAUACCGUCUAAUCUAAGCUGUCCAUUAGGGUAGUUCAAAUUUCA
Molecule: messenger RNA, 4478 nt
Organism: Armigeres subalbatus
Lineage: Eukaryota; Metazoa; Arthropoda; Insecta; Diptera; Culicidae
Exons: 3
Coding region: 1067-4186 (1039 amino acids)
Source: RefSeq, a predicted model, not a curated record